Messenger RNA from Prosopis cineraria, 3493 nucleotides. RefSeq names its product protein-tyrosine-phosphatase MKP1. Bases 494 to 3010 code for a protein of 838 amino acids. The transcript is spliced from 3 exons. Gene Ontology annotation, biological process: protein dephosphorylation. Lineage: Eukaryota; Viridiplantae; Streptophyta; Magnoliopsida; Fabales; Fabaceae. The record is from RefSeq and is a predicted model, not a curated record. Gene Ontology annotation, molecular function: protein tyrosine/serine/threonine phosphatase activity.
AGUACUCUCUCUCGCGUACCCAAUGCUCAGUUGCUAAGCUCGCUCCGCUUUAACCUCUCUUGCACUCCAUAGCUUUCUUGCGCUGCAAUUCCCUUUGGUUCUUGCUCUUUUUCUGGUUCUCCUUCUUCACUCUGUUUCGAAUCUGUGUAUUUCUUCUCGUGACUGAAAGUUUCUUCUUUUAGCCUGGUUGUUUUAUCUUUUCCUCAUAAAUUCUCAUUUUGAGAUUCAAAAUCGCCACUGAAUUGUUUUUGACGCAUUUUCGCGGCAUUUAGUUGUCGUUGUCAGUUUUUUUCUGUGAUGAUUUGUUGCUUCCUGCACGUUUUCUCUAUGGGUUUGUCACAGUAAGCAAUUGCUUGAUCUGAUAUGAGUUCGAUUUCGCAAAUUUUGGUCAGUAUCUGCCAUGUAUGCUUCGGGUUCUUAGUGAAGGAAAGCUAGGUCAGUUAAAUUUUUUAGGUUUUGGGAAAUUUUGAGUUAAGGGAUUUUGGAAGGGGGCAUGGUGGGUAAGGACGAUGCUCGAAAAAUGUUCUGGCGGUCGGCUUCUUGGUCGGCGUCUCGUUCUGCCGGACACAAUCCGAUUGGCGACAACAAGGACUUCGUAGAUCCGGAUGGGAGUGUUGGUAAUAUCAACGGGGAAACUCGUAGGUAUCCUCCCGCUCCAUUAACCCCUCGAUCGCAGCAAAAUUGCAAAGCUAGGUCGUUUUUGCCUCCGUUACAGCCGCUUUCGAUUGCUCGGAGGAGUUUGGAUGAGUGGCCGAAAGCGAGUUCCGAUGAUAUCGGUGAGUGGCCUCAUCCCCCAACUCCUAGUGGAAGAGGUAAUGGCGAGAGGUUGAAGCUUGAUUUAUCUUCGAUUCAGCGAAACCCUGAUAAGAAUGCUGGGCUUGUGAAGAGAGAUAAGAUUGCAUACUUUGAUAAAGAGUGUUCAAAAGUGGCUGAACAUAUUUAUCUUGGAGGAGACGCUGUUGCUAGAGAUAGGGAAAUAUUGAAGCAAAAUGGGAUUACUCAUAUUUUGAACUGUGUGGGCUUUGUUUGUCCUGAGUACUUCAAAUCUGAUUUUGUAUAUAGAACGUUGUGGUUGCAGGACAGUCCAACGGAAGAUAUUACUAGUAUUCUUUAUGACGUCUUUGACUACUUUGAAGAUGUUAGGGAACAAAAUGGAAGGGUGUUUGUGCAUUGUUGCCAGGGGGUGUCUCGGUCCACCUCUCUGGUGAUUGCAUAUGUUAUGUGGAGGGAAGGACAGAGUUUUGAUGAUGCUUUUCAGUAUGUGAAGGCAGCAAGAGGUAUUGCUGAUCCAAAUAUGGGUUUUGCCUGCCAAUUACUACAGUGUCAAAAAAGGGUCCACGCAUUCCCACUUAGCCCAAGCUCUUUGCUGAGAAUGUAUAGAAUUGCCCCACACUCACCUUAUGAUCCAUUGCAUCUUGUCCCCAAAAUGUUGACGAAUCCUUCUCCAUCUGCUCUGGAUUCUAGAGGUGCAUUUAUCAUACAUAUACCUUCUGCAAUAUAUGUUUGGAUUGGUAACAAUUGUGAGGCCAUCAUGGAAAGGGAUGCUAGAGGGGCUGCUUGUCAGAUUGUUCGCUAUGAGAAAGUGCAAGGUUCUAUUUCGUUAAUCAAGGAAGGUGAAGAACCGGAUUAUUUUUGGGAAGCCUUUUCUAAAUUUUUGCCCUUGAUGGACAAAUCUGAUAAUAGAGUAGAAAAUGGCAAAUCAUCCUUACAUAUUUCUCCAGGUGAGAGGAGAGUGGAGUCAUAUAAUGUUGAUUUUGAAGUUUUCCAGAAAGCUAUCAUGGGAGGUUUUGUGCCUCCAUUUGCUUCAGCAGAGGAUGAACUUGAAACCCACCUCCCUGCUAGGGAGAGCUGUUGGAGUGUGUUAAGGCGUAAGUUUGCCUCUGCAAACAUGAAGGAAUUUGUCUCAGAGCCUAAAUUAUCAUAUUCAAGGGUUUAUUUGGAUUCAGUGUCAGGCACUCAUUCAUUGAUAAGUUCAUCUCCAUCACACUCACUGUCAUCAAGUACAUCUUCUUCUUCAUCCCCUUAUCUCUCACCAGAUUCCAUUUCGUCUGAUUCAAGCAAUAGUUCAAAGUGUUCAGAAACAUCACUUGAUUCUCCUUAUGGAGCUUUGACUUCUACGCCAGCAUCCUCAUCUUUAUCUAACUUUUCUAACUUGUCCCUCCUUUCAUCUAGUUGUUCUUCUCAACCAGUAACAAAAGGUGCAGUAACUUGUAGUGUCAAGCUGGCAUCACAGCCCUGUCAUCAGUCAGCCUCUUUGCUAUUGAAAAAACCUUCAACUUCUCUUGCUGAGCGCAGAGGAAGUCUGUCAAAGUCUUUAAAGUUACCGCUGAUGAAUGAUAAAACACUGGUGAUGAAUAGAUCAUCAACUUUUAAUGCUACUCGAGAAGAUGGUGCUGUCAUGAAUGGCAGCGCUAGGCAUUUGCAUCAAUCAGAUGGUAUAGAAAAUUCUUCCGAUGUAAACAACCAUGUCAAGGGCAGAGGUUUGGAUUCAACUCAACAGUCUGAGGUGUUAUUAUGUUCAGGUGCUGUAGAUAGUGUUGACUACAACAAAGCUUCAUUUGUUGGAAACUGUAGUUACCCUUGGGUGAGAAGCUCUUCAAGAGAAGACAUAAAAUCUACUUCUUCAAAUGGCAUGGAUGGAAGUGGUCUACUACAAUCUAAUAAUAAACAAAACUUAGUUUAUCAAUGGCCCAGCUUAGAGAAGAUUGUGACAUUCAGUGCAAGUCAUUUGGACUCUAAAGCAGCUUUUGUUAUUUUUUCUUCAAGUACAAGUUCUGGUAAACAUGCAAGAAACAUUUUAUAUUUUUGGCUGGGAAGUUCUUUCAGCUGUGCUACAUCUCAGGAUCGAUUAGACAGUAACAGAGAGAUAGAUUGUCGAGGAGGAGUUGACUGGAAUCAAGUUGGUUGUGAUAUCCUUGCUCAUUUUGGUUUGCCAAAUGACACUAUCAUCAAGAUUGUUAAAGAGAGCGAAGAACCAGAAGAGUUUCUUGCCUUACUGAGUACCUUGUAGCGCCAAUAAAAUUAGGAGAUCCCUGUUUUCAAGCAGCUUCUGUAACCUUUCUUGAAUUUGCACUGUCUCUGCGGACCAACUUUUCAGGCAUUAGUUCAUCUAACCUCGGAAAAAUAGCAGAGGGACGCUGUGGAAUUCACCGUAGCUCAGCUGAUUUGUACAGUGCUUUAACACUCAAUCUCAAAUUUUAUGUUUUAGACUGAAAUUACUUGAACAUUCACCUGUUAUCAAAAUGCCUUCAGAUUCUAUAAUUGAAAAAAAAAAAAUUAUUCUCAGGACACCACAUCCUUUCCCUCGAUCACAUUGUAUGUAGAACACUAGAAAGUUCAUUAAUCAUUAGGGUGUACUAGUUCCUUAUUUCUGAAUUGAGCCUCUCAGAUCAAAGAAAAACUGGAUGGUAUCAGUACUUGCUUUGUACGAAAGUAAUAUCUUUGUUCAACAUAGCACUUGAAAUACUACUGUAAGGUAUUUUACUUUGAAUUA